Messenger RNA from Dacryopinax primogenitus, 789 nucleotides. RefSeq lists its product as uncharacterized. The coding region runs from base 1 to 789 and encodes 262 amino acids. Lineage: Eukaryota; Fungi; Basidiomycota; Dacrymycetes; Dacrymycetales; Dacrymycetaceae. The transcript is spliced from 2 exons. The record is from RefSeq and is a predicted model, not a curated record.
AUGUCUUACUGGGUGCAAUGGCUGUGGGAUACUCUGACGGGUUCGAAACAGCCAAACGUAAAGUUUUGCGAGCCGUCUGCACCCACCAUUACUCUUGACGAUAUAGACCACUUCUAUAAGAGUGGUCAGUGGGAGAAGGCAAGGCUUGGUUGCCUUGAAGAAGAUGGUCUUGGCGUAUUCGGUCAUAAUGUCUCCCGGAUGUCCGAAAGUGUCGCGGUCAAAUGCAUGGACUGGCGGGACAGACAAUUCGAGCCUUAUACGAUGCGCCUCAUUUCCACUCAAACUUCGAUUCCAACUCCACGAGUACAUGAAUGCCUAAUUCGCGACAGAACGAUGUUUUUUGUUAUGGACUACAUCGACGGCGAGGAUUUUUACACUCUAUGGCCCAACCUCAGCCUGUUUGGGAAGUGUCGAAUCAUGUGGACCAUACGCCGAUACAUUCGAGAAUUACGCACGUGGAAGCCUCCUGUGCCCGAUAUACCGGGUCCAGUCGAUGCGACUGAGAAGCCUGUUCGCUGCAUUGGAACCGAAUUUGGCGAGGGUCCGGCGGGACCGUUCAACUCGUAUGCGGACCUUUACGAUUGGUUCGAGCACAAGCGCGCUCUUGCUGUAGACAUGGCUAAAAAUUGGUUCCACUAUGAGCUAGACGAAAAGAAGCUUCCACACUUCGACUCCUCUAUGCCAUUGGUGUUCACUCACGGCGAUAUCAGUAUGCACAACAUACGCAUAUCGCGUGACGGUACCGUCUGGCUACUCGAUUGGGGUUCUUCUGGGAUGUAUCCCCCAUAG